Gasterosteus aculeatus aculeatus (three-spined stickleback) is the source of this 1402-nucleotide messenger RNA. It is a transcript of the gene uchl3, whose product is annotated as ubiquitin carboxyl-terminal esterase L3 (ubiquitin thiolesterase). Gene Ontology annotation, biological process: ubiquitin-dependent protein catabolic process; protein deubiquitination. Gene Ontology annotation, cellular component: cytoplasm. Gene Ontology annotation, molecular function: cysteine-type deubiquitinase activity. NCBI's taxonomy places the organism in Eukaryota, Metazoa, Chordata, Actinopteri, Perciformes, Gasterosteidae. The record is from RefSeq and is a predicted model, not a curated record.
UCUCCUCACGCGGAAGUGAAUGUGAGCUGUCAAACACAUUCGGGCAAAUCAGUUUCAGCGGUGUAGUUCUUCGUUGGCAGGAAAGUAGUUGUUGACGUGACUUCAGAAUGGACAGUCCGCGCUGGUUGCCCCUAGAGUCAAAUCCAGAAGUCAUGACCAAGUUCGUCAACUGCUUGGGAAUGAGACCAACCUGGCAAUUUGGCGAUGUCUACGGAUUGGAUCCAGAGCUUCUCGGCAUGGUCCCAAGACCAGUGUGCGCAGUGCUCCUUCUCUUCCCGGUGACGGACAAGUAUGAGGCUUUCAAGCAAGAAGAGGAGGAGAAGCUCAAGGGUCAGCAACAGGAGGUCUCUCCUGACGUUUACUUCAUCAAGCAGACCAUUGGAAACGCCUGUGGAACAAUAGGAUUAAUUCACGCAGUGGCAAACAACCAAGCUCAUUUGGAAUUUGAGUCCGACUCUCCACUGAAGAAGUUUAUUGAACAAACGUCCAAAAUGACCGCAGCGGAAAGGGCAGCCUUCCUGGAAAAAGACGAGAGCAUACGUGUUACACAUGAAUCCAGUGCACAGGAGGGGCAGACUGAGGCCCCGAGUUUAGAUGAGAAAGUGAACCUUCAUUUUAUAGCCUUUGUGAAUGUGGGAGGACAGUUGUAUGAACUGGAUGGGCGGAAGCCUUUCCCUAUUGUUCACGGAAAAACCUCCGAAGAUCGUUUCCUGGAGGACGCUGCAGAGGUCUGUAAGGUCUUCAUGGCUCGCGACCCUCAAGAGCUGCGUUUCACCAUCAUUGCCCUCUCCAAAGAUUAACUCUGUCCCUCGGAAAAUAAAGGACAACUCGACUGCCAAACAUUCUCAAGUGCUGAAUAUGUUGGAUUUAUUUUGUUUUCUUUGCGCAAAAUAUCUGUGGGGACUAUCGUAAAAUAUCAGCGGUAUCAUUCUGAAGUUUUGUUCCAUUUUUGGUAUGAAUCACUCUAAAUUCUAAGGGAAUCGGAGUGCUGCUUUGGGCUAAAAGUAUUUCCUGUAAAAGAUCAAACUCUUGCAGCUCCCCUCUGCUGGACCCUCUGUAGCUGUAAACUGAUAUCGGCUGUGCUAACUUGACGCGGCACUUGUUUGAGUGUUUGGUUUCAAUUAAGAAAGAAAUUGAAAAAUAUAACUUUCUUCAACAAUGCAUACUGCACUUGGUGCUUUUGUUUUGAAAUGUCCAAUCCUGUAAAAAAAAAAAACAACAACAGCUGGAUAAAAGUAUUUAACAAGGCUUUAAUUGUAGUCAUAGCUUUGAAAAUCACAUCCUAUUGCUGUUGUAAAGCAGUAAAAAUAUGAUCAAAAGCUGACGCAGGCUGUACAGGCGCCUGGAAGGUGUCUACAUUUUCUUAAAAAGAAUGUGAAAUAAAAGGCAAAUUUAUUAAACA